AUGCCCCUGGAGAUCCACCCCAUCACCGUCAUCGUCAACAACACCAACCCCAGCACCCUCCUCACCCAGAUCUGCGACAUCCUCGCCAGCCACAAGAUCCACGGCAUUGUCUUCGAGGACAACGUUGGCACAGAGGCUGUGGCCCAGAUCCUUGACUUCAUCUCCUCCCAGACCCAGGUCCCCGUCAUCAGCAUCAGUGGGGGGUCUGCUGUGGUCCUGACCCCCAAGGAGCCUGGCUCAGCUUUCCUGCAGUUGGGUGUCUCCAUUGAGCAACAGAUCCAGGUGAUAUUCAAGGUGUUGGAGGAAUACGACUGGGGCUCCUUCGCUGUCAUCACCAGCCUCUACCCAGGCUACAACAUCUUCCUGGACAUCAUCCGCUCCUUCACGGACGCCAGCUACUUCGGCUGGGAGCUGCAGGAGGUGCUCACCUUCGAGAUGAGCCAGGAGCGGAGCAGCUCCAGGACGCAGCGGCUCCUGCGGCAGAUCGAUGCCCAGGUCCUCAUCGUCUACUGCUCACGAGAGGAGGCUGAGUACCUCUUCGCCAUGGCGGAGCAAGCCGGCCUCGUGGGGCCAGGCUACAUCUGGAUCGUGCCCAGCCUGACGGUGGGCAACAUGGAGGUGCCACCCACCUCCUUCCCCGUCGGACUGAUCAGUGUGGUGACAGAGAGCUGGAAGCUGAGCCUGCGGCAGAAGGUGCGGGACGGGGUGGCCAUCAUUGCCAUGGGGGCGGCCAGCUUCUUCCGGGCCCAUGGCUACCCUCCGGGGGGUGGGCGGCUGCCGGGCCCCCGCCGGGGCUCCUGUCACCAACACCAGCUUCUACCGCUCUCAGCCCCACGUCUCUCUGUGGGACCCAUGGCAGCCUGGCUGGAGCCAGAGGAGGAGGAGGAUGAGGAGGAGGAGGAGAACGAGGAGGGCUGCACAGGGCUGGGCUGCACAGCCAGAGGCUUACAGGCGCUGUGUCCCACCAGGCACCUCCUCAAUGUGACGUGGGAGCACAGGGACUUCUCCUUCAAUGAAGGCGGCUACCUGGUCAGGCCCACCAUGGUGGUGAUCUCACUCAACCAGCACCGGCUCUGGGAGAUGGUGGGCAAGUGGGAAAGAGGCAUCAUCCACAUGAAGUACCCGGUAUGGCCCCGGUACGGCUCCUUCCUGCAGCCCGUGGCUGAUAACCGGCACCUGACAGUGGCCACACUGGAGGAGAGACCCUUUGUCAUCGUGGAGAACACGGACCCCAGCACCGGGGUCUGCGUGCGCAACACCGUGCCCUGCCGCAAGCAGACCAACUCCUCUCAGAGCAGUGAUGGCCUCGUGGAUCCCUACACCAAGCUGUGCUGCAAGGGCUUCUGCAUCGACAUCCUGAAGAAGCUGGCCAAGGCGGUGAAGUUCUCGUAUGACCUCUACCUAGUGACCAAUGGCAAACACGGCAAGAUCGUCCGCGGGGUCUGGAACGGCAUGAUUGGUGAGGUGUACUACAAGCGCGCGGACAUGGCCAUCGGCUCCCUCACCAUCAACGAGGAGCGCUCCGAGAUCGUGGACUUCUCUGUGCCCUUCGUGGAGACGGGCAUCAGUGUCAUGGUGGCCAGGAGCAACGGCACCGUCUCCCCCUCCGCCUUCCUGG
Molecule: messenger RNA, 1618 nt
Organism: Tauraco erythrolophus (red-crested turaco)
Lineage: Eukaryota; Metazoa; Chordata; Aves; Musophagiformes; Musophagidae
Source: RefSeq, a predicted model, not a curated record